CUCCGGAGCGGUAAGUCGUACAGUUCUCGUCGGGCUCUCGUCGUGCGGAAAAUGGAAAGCCUCAAGUGGUGUCUGCUCGUGGCCGUGGCUCUGCUGUGCCAGUUUGGGCUGGCGCCCGGCCAGGAGGGGGUGAAAACGUGGCGCAAGGGUGGCGUCAAGGGUGGCCACGAACCGGCCAAUGGGACGCAAAUGGUGGAUGCAACCGAGCUGGGCCGGAACCAGACCGUGUCGAUGGUGGAUCUGCACCGAUCCAACGAAUCCGUGAGCGCUCUGGAUCGGUUCCUGAACAAGACCAAGACUCAGAUGCCGGCCGGAGUGUGCUUCGAGGAAGUCCCCACCGUUUCGUUGCUGCGCCACGACCACCGCGGUGAUGUUCCGGUUGGCAAUGGGUCGGAUCCGUCGCUCAGCCGAGUGCAGGUCUGCUGCGCCGGGUACGAGCGGAACGUGCACAACUUCCGCAAGUGUGAACCGAUCUGCAUCGAGCCGUGCUUGAACGGGCUCUGCAUAGGACCGAACACCUGCGAGUGCUAUCCGGAGUUUGUCCGCAACCCGCGGGGCCGCUGCGUUCCGACGUGUCCGAUCGGGUGCGAUCACGGUGAGUGUCAACCCGGGACGAACGUGUGCCAAUGUCACGAGGGAUACGAGCUCGACCGGGACGACGGGAAGCUGUGUGUUCCCCGGUGUUCCGGUGGCUGCGGAGAGGCCGGCCGGUGCGUGGACGUGGAGCGAUGCGAGUGUGGCGAAGGAUUUGAGUUUCACCCGCAGCAAAAGUGUGCCCCACAGUGUGCCGGUGGCUGCCGGAACGGGAAGUGUGUCGCACCCGGCGUUUGUCAGUGUGAGGCCGGCUACACCCGGGAGGACACCGGUUGUGAACCGAUCUGCUCCAAUGGAUGCUUCCACGGGACUUGCCUUGCCCCGGAAACCUGCUCCUGCAAACCGGGCUACAAGCUGUCCAGCGAAGGCCAGUGUAUCGCCGGUUGUGAAAAACCGUGUCUCCAUGGCGAAUGCACCGGACCGAACGUAUGCACGUGCGAUCGUGGCUAUGAGAACGAUGCGGCCAAUCCCUUCCACUGCAUUCCCCACUGCCCGAACGGAUGCCCGAACGGUGUGUGCUCGGGACCCAACAUGUGCCUCUGCAAUGCCGGCUACGUCAAGGAUCGUUCGCUGAAAGGAAGUCAAGCUUGCGUGCGGCGUUUUGAUUCCGUCAAAUCGUAACGGGUGGGACGUGAUAGCACGCCUCCGCCUUGCGUUUCAUUCGGUUACCGCCAACUUCCUACCCCAGAGACCGAUUGCAGAAGAAGUGGCGGAUGCAUUCGCAAAUGCAAGACUCGGCUAUUUGACAGAUUUGUUUACGCCACAACCACCAGCGCUGAUUUGAUAGCGGUUAUCAUGGUGCAAGAUGUAAACUACCCACGUACUCUUCAACCACGGACGACAGAACAAAUGAAUAAAGCGAGCGAUCCGAUUUCAUU
This is a messenger RNA of Anopheles cruzii, 1472 nucleotides long. Its product is annotated as epidermal growth factor-like protein. The record is from RefSeq and is a predicted model, not a curated record. The coding region runs from base 52 to 1215 and encodes 387 amino acids. The transcript is spliced from 4 exons. NCBI's taxonomy places the organism in Eukaryota, Metazoa, Arthropoda, Insecta, Diptera, Culicidae.